This is a messenger RNA of Ahaetulla prasina, 9158 nucleotides long. RefSeq names its product mitogen-activated protein kinase kinase kinase 14 (gene MAP3K14). Gene Ontology annotation, molecular function: protein kinase activity; ATP binding. The record is from RefSeq and is a predicted model, not a curated record. The transcript is spliced from 17 exons. Lineage: Eukaryota; Metazoa; Chordata; Lepidosauria; Squamata; Colubridae. The coding region runs from base 206 to 3016 and encodes 936 amino acids. Gene Ontology annotation, biological process: protein phosphorylation; positive regulation of canonical NF-kappaB signal transduction.
UGCGAGUGGUCGGCCGGCUUCUCUUUCUCCUUUUCCCCCUCCGACAGCAAAAUCAUUUUAUACGUGCGCGAUGGCCCUUUUUGGUGGUCGCACUGUCAACUAGAAGAUUGUCUCUCUGAACGUUGUCUGUCUCGUUUUGGUGGAACCAGCAAAGAACCGAACUCCUUUAUAGUUAACGUUGAUGUUAACAUACCAAAAAUAAGAGAUGGCAGUAAUGGAAAUAGCUUGCCAGGACCAUGCAGAUCCAGCUACUGGAUCUCCAAAGGAUCUCCUAAUGGGCAAAGGUCCAGAAGAAGUAGUAAGUGAAAAGAAAAGCAGCGUUUGCAAAGUAGAGGAGCCAGACGAAAAGAUAUUCCAUGAAUCAUGGAAGAUCCUGAAUGAUGUGAUUGCUAAAGGAACUGCCAAGGAAGACAGCGGACAAGGGAGCUUAGCCUCAAUCUCCAUCAUUGCCCAGGCAGAAUGUGAGAUAAGCCAGGAGUUCAGUCCCACUUAUUCAGAGAGGCCUUUUAUUGCUCACACAAAACGAUAUAGCUGGUCUUGCAGCCUUGAUCAAAUCCCCAAUAAUGUGGCUCAUGCAACUGAAGGAAAAAUGGCUCCAGGUUCCUGGAAAACCUUACAUCUCAGCAAAUCCCGGAAGAAACAGCGAAAGAGAAAGUCCUCCCUUAAAACAUCAAAAAGAGCAGCCUCCCUAAGUCGAAAGCCAAGGACUCCGGAGCAGGAGAGCUGUGCACCCAUACCUGUGCAGGAAGAUGACUCUCAUUUGGGAACCCUCUUCACUAUCACUUCAUGGCAUUCAGAACUGUGUAAAGAUUUCGGUUCUGAUUUCAGUUCUUUUGAGAAACCAAGCCAAGUUUUAUCUACUAGCAAGUUACACAUGAUAAAGAACCAAGCAAAGCUAGAGUUACAUAAGUUGAUCAGCCCUGCUCAGUGCUUGAGUCAUGUUUGGAAAUCCUAUACACAGGACAAUUUGGGCUCUCAAUUGGAGAUUGUUCAUCCCUCUCCUUCAAACAAAUUUCCUCCUUAUUUGUAUGGCCAUAGCUAUUUGCUUCCUGCUUUGAAACCUGGCCCUCUGAAGACUUAUCUUUUUGAUGAUCUUUCAAAUGUAGAUGAUGAAUGUUACCUUUCAGACUUGACUCUGGCGCAUAGCUUUUCCAAGUGUCAUCAGUCUGCAAAAAAUACUUCAGAUACUUUUUCUAUGGAUGAAUUUCUAGUAGAUGCACUGAAGGGAAAUGUUAUUCUUGGAGAACCAAGAAAUCUAGCUUGUUUGGCCAAGACUUGGAAAGAUGAAUCAACUUCAAAAGUGUGCCUACAGGAAAUCAAUGAAAAUGAAGGAGUGUUGCUUACAGAGAAACUUAAAGCAGUCGAUUAUGAGUACCGAGAAGAGGUUCACUGGACUAAAUCUCAAGGUUUGCUCGGCACAGGCUCUUUUGGAGAAGUGUACAAAAUGGAGGACAAACAGACCGGCUUUCAGUGCGCAGCCAAAAAGAUACAAGUUGAACACUUUCGCGCAGAAGAGUUGUCAACGUGUGCUGGAGUGACACAUGCCAAAGUCCUCCCAUUAUAUGGAGCAGUGAAAGAAGGCCAGUGGGUUACUAUCUUCAUGAAACUGAUGGAAGGUGGGUCACUAGGCCAGCUAGUUAAGCAGUGUGGAUACCUACCUGAGGACAGAGCUCUUGAUUAUCUCAGCCAAACACUGGAGGCCUUGGAAUACCUCCACGCCCACAAUAUUCUCCAUGGAGAUGUAAAAGCUGACAAUGUCCUUUUAUCUGGUGACAGAAGCCAUGCUGUUCUCUGUGAUUUUGGUCACGCAGCUCAACUUCAUCCAGAUGGCAUAAGGAACUAUUUAAUGACAGGAGAUUACGUCCCGGGCACUGAGACCCACUUGGCUCCUGAAAUCAUAAUGGGGAAGCACUGUGAUUUCAAGAUAGACAUCUGGAGUAGUUGUUGUAUGAUGCUGCACCUACUGAAUGGGUACCAUCCUUGGAUCAAGUACUAUAAUCAUCCUCUGUGCCUCAAAAUAGCCAAAGAACUACCCCCUCUGAGAGAAAUUCCCCCCUCCUGUCACCCAUCCACUGUUUGGGUCAUUAGCUCUGGCCUUGAGAAAGACCCUACAAAACGAGCUUCUGCAGCAGAGCUAAAGAAGAAAACCUGCAUAGCACUUAAGCAAGUGGGAGGACUGAAGAGUUCCUUGAGUGGUGAAUACAGAGAACCUAGAUGCCUGCAAUCAACACAGAAAGCUAUUCUCGCAGAACUAUUAUUAUCCAUACCUGAACUCCCGGAUAGCCAAAAGGUGUUGUCUAGGAGCCCUAGACCUCCGCUGCCAUGUCAGGAUCUGACUGAGAGAAAGCAGCUAAUUAACCCAGACAUGAGCAAGGAAUUGCUGCCACCAUGUGACUCCCUUCUAUCAUCCUUCCUGGUACCAGCCAGUACUAGGAAAUACAACAUGACAGAGUGGAGGACUCCCAGCAUUGACCACGACCUUCAGCAGCUGGAGUUUGAUCUGAUUCUGAACAGCCUCUCUCAACCCUUUUCACUGGAAGAACAGGAACAAAUGUUGUCAUGCUUCAGCUUGGAUAGCUUCCUCGCAUCAGAUGCUAGUGAAAAGGGUUCAUUGAAAAUAUCCCACAGUCUGAAGGACACCAUGAGUUCAGGUGUACAUUCCUGGAACAGCCAAGCAGAUGGCCAGAGCACCAGCUGGAACAGCUGGCUGAAUCGUAGCAGGAAUACAGAUAUGCCCACUUAUGUUAACGGGGUGAAAAUUGAGAUCUGCUUGCUUAGUGGGGAAAGCCUCCACAUCAGAGAAUUCCGUGGAACUAAGGUGGGAGAUGUUGCGACUGGAAUCAGCAGCCAGAUACCAGCCCCUGCAUUCAGCUUCUUCACAAAAGAAGGCGAUCCUGUUCAUUGUGAUAUGGCAGUCCCUGAUUCAGGCAUUGAACUUCAGUGCACUUUGGCUCCUGAUUGCAGUUCUGGCUGGAAAUGGAGGGUCAAACAUGGUCAGUUAGAGAAGCAGCUGUAAGGUCUUUUUCCUCCUCACAUCUUAUAUCGAAGCAAAUGUGACUCUGCAAAAAAAUCAAUGCAGGAAUUUGUUGGUGACAGCUGCCUGCCAAAGGAGAUUAUAGGUUCCUUCUCUGCUUCUUUGCCACAUCCAGUGCCUAUGGAAGGUGUUGUGGGAUGAACUUCUAUGCAGAAUUUAACAAAAUCGACCUCAGGAGCUUGGAAACAUCCUUCCUUAAUCCCACUAUCAAGGACUAUCCCAAUAGUGCCUUUUUGGGGGGGAGAAUCAUCUUUUAACCUGCCUUUUUUCAGUCUGCGCACUGAAUAUGGCUUUUGAAUUCCUUGGAGGAAUGUAUGACCUCCAGAUAGCCAGUGUGUAAUGAGUGCAUAACCAACAUAUCUGCAGAAGCAGUAGCUUCAUCACUCACAAAGAAACUCUUUUACUAUGUGUUAUCUCAUUUACUUCCUGUACAAUUUACAGCAAGCAUGUUCAACUCACAGUCCAUGGGCCGCAUGCAGCCCUGGAUAGCUGGUACACACCUGUUUUACAGAGUUAAAAUUGCAUGCUUAUCAGGAAAACUACCAGUCUGAAUGCAAAUCGUUUUUUAAGAUUAAACAAAUCACACUUUUCAAGAGAGCAUUAAUUUUUAUUUUUUUAAUAAUCCUAAAUCAGAAAGAAUCACAUCAAUCUAUUACUGUUUAUGAUAUAGAAGUAAGCCCCCUUGAAUGAACCAAGGCUUACUCCAGUCUAAAUGCUUAUUAGUUUCAUAUCUAUGCCAAGGACAGUUUGAAGCAAACAUCUAAACUUGAGAUAGUUUAAGCAAGUCCUUAUAGUCUUGUUUUUAGUUGACCAGAUUGAUUUUAUUCGCUUUGGUAGGUUUUGUGUGAAGAACUCUGGUCAUGUUAAUAAAUAUCAUUGGACUAGGGUAUAAGAGGAAUAAAAUAGAUGGUAUAUAGUCAUCCUUUUCUCUUGAUAGGUGCAAAGAUCUCUCAUUCACAAAACCUCAUCUGGAAUGUUCUAAGUGAUAUCUGGAGUAUGUUCACUCACAAUUGUUUAUUGUUGAACUUUGAAAUUCUAUAGAAAAGAUAAAUCCAAUUGAUUUAUCUUUGGUUUAUAAAUUGGGGGGUGGGGGAUUUAAAAACAUGUCUGAUUGUUAUCCCUCUUUCUCAAAGAAAAUAACAUUUGUGUUUGAGAGCAGGGGACCAGCCUGAAUUUAGUUACCUAAAUUUCAAUUAAAUUUUCAUGAUUUUCUACUUCCUCUUCCAAAUAUGCAUACUUCUUUACCAAGCAACCAGCCAUUCUGGAGGGCAGCAUCUUUUCAAACCAUCUUUUCAAAUGUAAUUCCUAGGCAGUUGGAGUGAAUGUGUAACUUUCAAAAAUUCAGCCGUAUAGCAACUCUAAACUCUAUAAUAGUAACAGUAACACUAACAGAGUUGGAAGGGACCUGGAAGGUCAUCUAGUCCAAUCCCCUGCUCAUGCAGGAGACCUAUACUAGGGAUUCGACUACCAAUAUUUCUGAUUGUUUGGAGUUUGGAGGCUGUGCGAGUUUGGAUGGGGAGAAAGGGGCUCCGACUCAAUCCCUCCAAGACCGAGUGGCUGUGGAUGCCGGCGUCCCAGUACAGUCAGAUGGUUCCAUCACUGACUGUUGGAGCCGAGUCAUUGGCCCCUGUGGAGAGGGUCUGCAACUUGGGCGUUCUCCUGGAUGCUCGGCUGUCGUUAGAAGACCAUAUGAUGGCCGUCGCCAGGGGAGCUUUUUAUCAGGUACGCCUGAUACGCCAGUUGCGCCCCUUCAUAGACCAGGAUUCCUUGUGCACGGUCAUUCAUGCCCUCGUCACUUCCCGCCUGGACACUCUGUAACACUCUCUACAUGGGGCUCUCCUUGAAGGGCACCCGGAGGCUCCAACUGGUCCAGAAUGUGUCUGCGUGGGUGAUAGAGGGAGCUGCUCGUGGCUCCCAUAUAACACCUCUCCUGCGCAGGCUGCACUGGUUACCGGUGGUCUUCCGGGUGCAAUUCAAGGUGUUGGUAAUCACCUUUAGAGCGCUCCAUGGCACGGGACCGGGUUAUUUACGGGACCGCCUGCUGCCACCGAUAGUCUCCCACAGACCUGUGCACUCCCACAGAGAGGGUCUUCUCAGGGUGCCGUGAGCCAAACAAUGCUGGCUGGCGACCCCCAGGGGGAGAGCCUUCUCUGUGGGGGCACCCACCCUCUGGAAUGAGCUUCCUCCAGGGUUACGAUUACUCCCCGACCUCCGGACCUUCCGUCGCGAGCUCAAGACUUUUUUAUUCCACCGUGCAGGGUUGGCCUAAGUUAUUAUCGUUUUAAAUGGGGUUUUAUUAUUGUUUUAGCAUAAUUUUUAAUUGAUAUUGGCGUAAUAGAAUUAGAUUUUUAUACUGUAUUUUAAGUCUGUUUAUAAAUUAUGUUUUAUUGGCUGUAAACCGCCCUGAGUCCUUCGGGAGCAGGGCAGUAUAGAAAUUUAAUAAAUGAAAUGAAAUGAAAAUUGACAAGCUCAACAUCUUAGCCAUUGAGCCACCUAGGAGCCAUUUCACAUCAGGGUUAAACAUCUUCAUUUCUGACUUGACUUCAUUAUUGGAUAAUAAAAUUCGUCUAUUGCUACUUUCACUGGCUUCUAAAUCUACUGUAAUUCUAAACAAGUAGAUUAUUUUUUAGAAGCUUGAAGAUGUGCCUUAAUAAUUGGUUGUUUCUUAAUUGUUAAGAGGCUUUUGUAGUCUGGCCUAUUAGAAGUUGUACUGCUGCAUUUAAAAUCUUGCCUGGAUGUUCUGCUAAUUUGAUUGUAGUUGUGCUCUAAGAGGCAAUAUCUUCCCAGUUGGUACAACAGAAAGCUGAAAUAGGCCACUGAGUGUUUAUGAUUGUAUGUAAUUUCAGUUGUCUGAAGUUCAUGUUGAGGUCCCUAUUUAAUUCUGCGCAAAAUUAAAUAUUCAGAAUUGGAAUAAUUGCUCUUGCAAUUCAGUAACCUAGUGAACUUAUGGAGUUUCGUGGUUUACAAAAUUGCCACAAGUAUUGGGAGACACUAGGGUUAAAAUAUCUCCUCAGGACCAUGAUGGCUGAUGAAAAGGGCAAGCAGCCUCCAAUUUUGCUGUUGAAAACUUAAAUUUAUAAGUACUGUUUGGGACUGCAAUCUGUAAAAUCAUUUUGUAGUGUAUUCUCUCAGUAGCUGGUAGAGUUCAUUUGAAAGAAAGAGUUUUUUCAAAAAAAGUGCAACACUUCAUUAUAAAGAAUAAGAAUUAGUAAAACAAAUUUACUUGAUAUUACUUCAUUGUGGGCAGCAGCAUUGUGGGAGCAAGCAGCAGGAAAGAGUUGACGCGCUAUUCUGGGGAACUUCCAAGGCAUCCGGCUCCAUUGUUCCUUCAGGAACCUGGUUGCUUUUAUUGAAGCUGAAUCAGCUGAUUUGGAGAAAUGCCAUGUCUUUCAAAAUGUCUUUCUCCCGGUUGCUUUUAUCCAGCCUGAACAGACUGAUUCGGAGAAACGCCAUGGAAUCCUCACAUCAAAUCUGACUUUCUUUUCGAUUUGACUGCAGGAGGCUCAAAUAAAGUAUUCUAUUAAGGUCACCUGGGUAGGUUUCUCGACAAUAUACCAUAUUUUUCAAAGUAUAAGACGCAGCUUCAUUUUUGGGGAGGAAAAUGGGGGGGGAAAUAUCUGCCUACCAGAUACUCAUCUGGCUAGUGUCCUUAGUCUGGUCAGCUUCAGCACAUUAGUUUGCUGGUUUUAUCCCUUGCUUGGGGAUAAAAAACAGCUUCUGAAGCACAGCUGAAAGGGAGCAGCAAUGAGAAAAGCAUGAAAAGUGUGGAGAUCCCUUCACUCGCUAGCACCUUGUUAGGGCUGAAAAAAAGCUUCUAAAACACAGCUGAGAAUCCACACAGAAGAUUGCUUCACUCACUACUGCCUCAUUAGGGCUGAAAAAAAGCUUCAAAAAACUACAUUCAGAGUAUAAGACGCACCCAAAUUUUCAACCUCUUUUGGGGUGGGGAGUGCGUCUUACACUCUGGAAAAUGCGGUAUUUGUCUUGGCAAUAAUGUUGGAGCUGAAAGGCAUUUUUUGUGACUGAUGAUCAGUCUGAGCCAGGUUCUGAGCUAGGGUCUCCUUGAGAGCAAGGGCUUGGUUGAGUUCUCUAAGCUCCUUUGAUGGCUGAGCUAGCAGGAGGACAUGCUGAGCGGUGUAGUUUUCUCAAAACAGGAGUUUCCAGUUUUACUGUGGACGUUGAAUUGAUUUUCUCCAGCAUCUCUGGAGAAUGACUGGCUGCUUCAUUUUUCUUGAGAAGUGAAUGGUGUUUUCCCAUCAGAGAGUGAUUUUCUACAGGCUCACCCCAAAGCCUCUAGGCGCGGCUCCAAAAGGAUCUUGAAAAGGAAACCAUGGCGGAUCUGCCCCUCGCUCACCCUUAUCUAUAUCUGGAUAGAUAAGUAAAUUCUAUUUUUCGCUGUCAGGUAGUUUCAAGUUGGAACUCAAGGAAUGAUUUUAAAAAAUUAUAGAGAAGAAACUGGCUGCAGAGCCAGUCACAGCUGUCAAUCUAUUUCUAACUGUAGAUAACAUUUUUUUAAAAAAAUACAAAUUGCCCGCUAUAGAUUGUACAGCUUGGAGAGCUUAUCCAUUCUGUUUGUGGAAAGGAAGCAGCUCCUAGUUACCAAUAAAUUUCUCUAAGUGUUCCUAAAAAUAUCAUCUAUGGGAAUCUUGACUCUUUCAAGCACUUUUCUUAAUUUGCAACAAUGGCUGACAUGAUCCAAUCAAAAGAAAAAAAAUGUAGCAAUAUGAAGUAUCUAUAUGCAGCGGGAAUAAACUACUGUUACAUUUAGAAAAAUCUGAAAGUUUAUCGUGAUAUCUUAGGUAUCUGCAGCUGUAAUCCAGGAGUCUUUCCUCUCCAAUUCUUAAAACAUUAAUCUACCCUGUUUCCCCCAAAAUAAGAUAUGCCCUGAUAAUAAGCCCAAUUGGGCUUUUGAGCACAUGGCAAUAAGGCCAAGCGCUUAUUUCAGGGUUCAAAAAAAUACAAGACAGGGUCUUAUUUUCAGGAAAACAUGGUACUUGCAGCAUAUUGAUUUCUGCAAAUGAAGUAGCAGACCCUAAAUCAAGAAAUAGGGAUCUAGAUUAAUGUACAGAAAAUUGAACUAUUUUUUCUUCUUCAUGCAUACUUUCUCUAUUGUUUUGUUUUUUGGUAUAAAAAAGUUAUUUUGUCAGAUUUACAUUGCGAUGAUGUAAUGAUAGUGAGCUCAUAGAUCAUAUUAUGUCUCUGCAGUUCUUUUUUACUGUGAUAUAUAAAUCAACUCUGUGUAGCAUCAAGUCAAGCCACAAUGGCAUAUUGAACAAAUGAUGAAAAUCAUUUGGUCAUAGUGUUUAGGGGCACUAUAUGAACCGAGCCAUUUUUUUAAACUAGAGAAUUUAGGCUAAAAUAUUAGUUUUCUAUAUGAACUUUCUAUUCGGAGAAUUUAUUAACUUCCUUGCUUCCAGUGUUUAAACUGUUAAAUAACCAAUUGGCUUGCAAAAAUGAGCUUAGAAGUUUGUCUAUGUUUUUAAUGUUAAAAUUCUAUUGGUUUUGAAAAAGCCAAGAGAUGGAAUGCUAGAAAGCCUCAGCCUUACAGCCUUUUAUCUUAGAUACUUUCCCCUCCAGUCCAGCUUCAGAAAUACCACAAAAUUGGUAUUUUAAAAUGAAUAGAAUGAAAGAAUUAUUUGGUACAGCUCUUUAGACUGGAGUUGCUUUUGCCAAAAUCAGAGUAGUAACCAGAGUGGCCUAAAGAUCCUGCCAAACUGUGUCCAAACUUCAAUUAAAAGUGUUCAUUUUGUUGUUUUCAACUUAAAAUAUAUAUUUUAAUGGAGGGGGGGAGAGGGAAAAGUAAGAACAUAGAUAGAUUUUAAAUGAAACUCACUGAUUAUGUUCAUGUGAUGCACUGAACCACAAACUUGCCAGCUAUAUUUAGUCUGGUGUGUUCUGAAAAGAACUGCGCUGUGUUAGUUUAGGGUUCAGUGUGCUAUUUCAAUCCAGAAAAGUAAAUUUGAUUAAUUGUGGAUAAUCAUGUUAUACAAGCACAAUAUACAUUGUCUGUGAUUCUGUGAAGAUUAAGAAGGAGUGAUGUUAUUUUUAACUGUCAAUGAAGUUGUAAACCCGAAUGAAGCCUAAAUGUACCUUUUUCAAUCAAGAAUAAAUCACAGUGCCUUUA